Rhodamnia argentea is the source of this 674-nucleotide messenger RNA. RefSeq names its product V-type proton ATPase subunit G1-like. The transcript is spliced from 4 exons. Gene Ontology annotation, molecular function: proton-transporting ATPase activity, rotational mechanism. Gene Ontology annotation, biological process: proton transmembrane transport. Bases 116 to 448 code for a protein of 110 amino acids. Gene Ontology annotation, cellular component: vacuolar proton-transporting V-type ATPase complex. The record is from RefSeq and is a predicted model, not a curated record. NCBI's taxonomy places the organism in Eukaryota, Viridiplantae, Streptophyta, Magnoliopsida, Myrtales, Myrtaceae.
AAAGAAAAACAUUAUCUAUCUCCUAAAUCAAUAAGGCGUUCGUUCGUAUUCACCGUAUUCUCCCGUUGCUGCGAAGAAACUCUCCCGGUCGGAGCGACGCCAGACCUCAUCAGGAAUGGAAGCCAAUAGGGGUCAGGGCGGGAUUCAGCAGUUGCUUGCUGCAGAACAAGAAGCUCAACAAAUUGUUAAUGCUGCCCGAAAUGCGAAAAUGACCAGACUGAAACAAGCCAAAGAAGAGGCUGAAAAGGAAAUUGCAGAAUAUCGAUCUCAGAUGGAACUUGCUUUCCAGAAAAAGGUUGCAGCGAGUAGCGGAGACUCGGGUGCCAAUGUGAAGCGGCUCGAAGGAGAGACUGACACCAAAAUAAGCAACCUAAAAAUAGAAGCUGACAGAAUAUCACAUGAUGUUGUGCAGAUGCUUCUGAAGCAGGUGACAACUGUGAAGAAUUAGGCCUUUGCUAGCAAAGAAGUAAAUCUUCAUGUAAUCUGGUAGCGUGUGCAAUAUGCGCUGCACUGUCGUUGCAUCUCAGACGCAUCAUGAACAGCUAAAUCAAUGAUUGUUUAACAUAGGCAGACGGCACCUGUGACUCAAAUAAGCGUGUUGUUUGUUUGUGACCUGAGUUUUAUUUAUGUGAUGCGGCUCCUCUCCUGCCCGUUCCGGGGAGAAAUUCGACUCA